Messenger RNA from Paramecium octaurelia, 522 nucleotides. Lineage: Eukaryota; Ciliophora; Oligohymenophorea; Peniculida; Parameciidae. The record is from the annotation of a GenBank genome assembly.
AUGGGUUCAGCAUGUUAAAAGGUGCUCUCUGAAAAAUCUUAAAAUUAAGAAAUUGAUGAUAUUGAAUCGGAUGACUUUAAAAUAGAGAAAGAACAAUAACCUUUAAAAGUUCAUAAAGGAGGUAGAAAAGCCUUACAUAAAAGUAAAAGACUGUCCAAGAAUAUCGAGAUGGAUUAGGUAAUUUAGGAUUCUAUGAUUUAUUCUUUUGAUCAAAAGAACUAAUAACAUAAGUCAGACCUCUAAAAAUCGACAUAUUCAAGUUCAGAGAAAAAUUUGUUUGUUUAAGAGAAUUAAAAACAGUUAAUUGGCAUCAUGAAAUAACAUGGAUCCCAUUAAUUGAUUAAGACCUCCUUAAAAGGCUUGUCAACUAUCAAUAGCAAACUAUAAUUAUCUAGCCCAAAAAUUAAAGACCAUCAAGAAAAACAUGUCCGAUUUAAAUUACCAAAAUCACACAAAUAACAAUAAAGACCUCAUUCAAAAAUAAGAAAUAGAAUAAAUUCUUAACCUUCUUAUAAUCUAUGA